Messenger RNA from Mastomys coucha (southern multimammate mouse), 2741 nucleotides. RefSeq names its product forkhead box J2 (gene Foxj2). NCBI's taxonomy places the organism in Eukaryota, Metazoa, Chordata, Mammalia, Rodentia, Muridae. Gene Ontology annotation, cellular component: nucleus. The record is from RefSeq and is a predicted model, not a curated record. The transcript has 11 exons. Bases 802 to 2505 code for a protein of 567 amino acids. Gene Ontology annotation, biological process: regulation of transcription by RNA polymerase II. Gene Ontology annotation, molecular function: DNA-binding transcription factor activity, RNA polymerase II-specific; RNA polymerase II cis-regulatory region sequence-specific DNA binding.
GAGACCUGCUCCCUCUCCCUUGGGAGGGAGGACCCUCCCCACUCCCGGGACAGCCAGAAGAGAUCGCCGCAGGGCACGCGGCUGUCCCUCCCACGGUGGCUCUAGAGGAGACCCCCAGAAGUCGGGAAGGGUAGUGAGACCUGAAGGACCCGGAGUGAGACCUCCCUCACGCCUCAACGCACUCCAGACAGUUUGGGACUUUUGAGGCAGAGGGGAAAGGAAGCCAGUCAUGCCUGUGGAGUAGGCACCCUGCAUCCCACCCGGGACUCACCGCGGAGAGGCGUCCUGACACGCACAAGCCAGGACCCUCCAGGGAACCGCCAGGGAUUGGUUCCAGUUUGCUGGAGAGUAGACGACCUCGCCCCUCAACUUCCGUGCACCUAGACAGUGGACCGGGGCAGAGCCCCUCCGCUCAGAUCUCCAACUGACAGAAAGAGCCCUCAGCCCCUGAAAGAUCCAGUUUGGGGGGGAGGGGGAUUCCCCCAAAGGGGAGGAGACAACUCCUGGCUGGGAGAGGCUCCUCCCCUCCUCCCUAGGGUAGCAGGCAGGGUGUGGGGGGUGUGCCAUCUUCCCCAGGUAGGUCCUCCCUCUCCUCCUCCUCCUCCUCCGUCGGCUCCUCUUCCUCAGGGGACUCAGUUCCCUGCUCCAGCCUGGGAGGCCCCGCCAGGCACUGGAAGAGUCACGGAGGAUGCCACCUGUCACCUGCCUCUGAAGAGGGGAAUCCCUGCAACCUCAAACGUCUGUACCAGGUGGUUUCCUCCAGCGGCUGGGGGAACCUUGGAGACAGAACUCAGAAGUACGAUGGCCUCAGACCUGGAGAGUAGCCUCACCUCCAUAGACUGGCUGCCACAGCUGACUCUCAGAGCCACUAUUGAGAAGCUUGGGAGCGCUUCACAGGCUGGGCCUCCAGGGGGCGCCCGGAAGUGCUCCCCAGGCUCCCCCACAGAUCCUAACGCCACCCUCAGCAAAGAUGAGGCUGCGGUCCACCAAGAUGGCAAGCCACGGUACAGCUACGCCACCCUCAUCACCUACGCCAUCAAUUCCUCCCCAGCUAAGAAGAUGACUCUCAGUGAGAUUUACCGCUGGAUCUGCGACAACUUCCCCUAUUACAAGAAUGCUGGCAUCGGUUGGAAGAAUUCCAUUCGACACAACCUUUCCCUUAACAAGUGUUUCCGGAAGGUGCCCAGACCUCGGGAUGACCCUGGGAAGGGCUCCUAUUGGACAAUCGACACCUGCCCCGACAUUUCCCGGAAGAGAAGACAUCCUCCAGAUGAUGAUCUAUCCCAAGACUCCCCAGAGCAGGAGGCCAGCAAAAGCCCCCGGGGAGGUGUUCCAGGGAGUGGAGAAGCCUCGCUGUCUCACGAGGGAACUCCUCAGAUGUCACUACAGAGCCCCUCUUCCAUGGCCAGCUACAGUCAGGGCCCAGGGUCUGUGGAUGGUGGAGCAGUGGCAGCAGGGGCCCCAGGCCAGGAGAGCACAGAGGGUGCCCCUCCCCUCUACAACACCAACCACGACUUCAAAUUCUCCUACUCAGAGAUCAACUUUCAGGACCUCAGCUGGUCCUUCCGCAACCUCUACAAGUCCAUGCUGGAGCGGUCCUCCUCCCAGCACGGCUUUUCCUCACUCCUGGGAGACAUGCCACCUUCUAACAACUACUACAUGUACCAGCAGCAGCAGCAGCAGCAACAGCAGCAGCCGCCACCACAGCCACAGCCACCACCCCAGCAACCUCAACCACAGCAGCAGCAGGCACCCACUCAGGGCCCCUCAAGUGUAGGGGGUGCCCCUCCACUGCACACCCCAAGCCCUGAUGGCUGUACUACACCAGGGGGGAAACAAGCGGGAGCUGAAGGCUAUGGCCCCCCAGCCGGGAUGGCCAUGCAUCCUCCCGCACUGCAGCAUGGAGGCUACCACCCUCAUCAGCACCAUGCCCACUCCCACCCUGCCCAGCAGCCGCCACAGCAGCAGGCACAGAGCCAGGCACCCAUCAACAGCACUGCCUUUGCCUUUCCUCCAGACUGGUGCUCCAAUAUUGACUCCUUAAAGGAAAGCUUCAAAAUGGUGAACAGGCUCAACUGGUCCAGCAUCGAACAGUCCCAGUUCUCAGAGCUGAUGGAGAGCCUACGGCAAGCAGAGCAGAGGAACUGGACCCUGGACCAGCAUCACAUUGCUAACUUGUGCGACUCCCUCAACCACUUCCUCACCCAGACUGGUCACAUGCCCCCACAAGGGGGCUCCCACCGACCACCUGCCCCUUCCCGCAUCACUGACUCCUGUGCCCUCACCAGUGGCAAACCGGAGCCGUCCAUGAACCAAGUGAAUUCUUAUGGGCACCCACAAGCCUCCCAUCUCUACCCUGGCCCAGCACCAAUGUACCCAGUCUCCACCCAAGACUCAGCAGGAUACAAUCGCCCAGCACACCACAUGGUUUCCCGGCCACCUGUCCCACCUCCUGGUGCCAAUGAGGAGAUCACUGAUGACUUCGACUGGGACUUGAUCACUUAACGAAUCACAGUGGACAUCAGCCCAAGGCCUGGUGGUGAAUUCUGGCCACGGGGGAAGAACAGCCCCUGCCCAUCCUCCCCAAACCUGUAUAUAGAUAUAUAGCUUCUUUCCGUUCUCUCUGUCAGAGACGCCACCGCAAGAUGCUGCCGGGGAUGACCCUCUUCCCCCUGAUUCUGUUUCCCUCUUAGUUCUUUUAUUAUUAUUCUAAUUAUAUUAUUAUUAUUAUUGGUUACACA